AUGACAGCCGCGAACCCCCAUCGCCAACGGCGAACCCCCAACGCCAGCCUCUAUACCGCCGCCAGCCCUGAAACCCCAACCCCAGCCGCGCAACCACAACGCCGCGAACACCCAACGGCAGCCGCGAAAUCCCAUCGUCAGCCGCGAACUCCCAACGCCAGCCACGAAACCCCAAUGCCAGUCUCUAUACCCAAACAGCAGCAGCAAAAACCCACCGCCAGCCGUGAAAUCCCAACGCCAGCCUCGAAAACGCAACGCCAGCCUCUAAACCCCAACGCCAGCCGCAAAACCCUAACGCCAGCCGCGAUACCGCAACCUCAGCCGCGAUACCGCAACCUCAGCUGCGAACCCCCAACGUCAGCCGCGAACAUCCAACACCAGCCACGAAACCGCAACCCACGAAACCCCGCCAGCUGCGAAAUCCCCACCAGCCGCAAAACUCUAACGUCAGCCAGCCGCGAAACCCCGCCAGCUGCGAAAUCCCCUCCAGCCGCAAAACUCCAACGUCAGCCGCGACCCCCGCGAACCCUCAACGCCAGUCGCGAACCCCCAACGUCAGACGCGAACCCCCAACGCUUGCCGCGAAACCCCAACGCCUGCCGCGAAACCCUAACGCCAGCCACGAACCACCAACGCCAGCCCCGAAAUCCCAACGUCGGCUGCGAAACCCCAAUGCCAGCUGGGAAACCACAAUACCAGCCGCGAAACCCCACCGUCAGCCGCGAACCCCCAUCGCUAGGCGUGAACAACCAACACCAGCCGCAAACCCCCAACACCAGCCGCGAACCCCCAACGCCAGCAGCGAACCCCCAAUGCUAG
Amblyraja radiata (thorny skate) is the source of this 819-nucleotide messenger RNA. RefSeq names its product extensin-like. The transcript is spliced from 5 exons. Bases 1 to 819 code for a protein of 272 amino acids. The record is from RefSeq and is a predicted model, not a curated record. NCBI's taxonomy places the organism in Eukaryota, Metazoa, Chordata, Chondrichthyes, Rajiformes, Rajidae.